Bradysia coprophila is the source of this 1211-nucleotide messenger RNA. RefSeq names its product lipase member H-like. Lineage: Eukaryota; Metazoa; Arthropoda; Insecta; Diptera; Sciaridae. Gene Ontology annotation, biological process: lipid catabolic process. The record is from RefSeq and is a predicted model, not a curated record. Gene Ontology annotation, molecular function: lipase activity; serine hydrolase activity.
AAAAUUGGCAAAUUUGAUAAGAUUAAAGAUGAUUGAAAUCAGAGCAAGUAUAUAAAACAAUAGAACGUUAAAUGAUGGCAUUAGUGAUACAUUGUGUUGCGUAGCAUGAAGUCUACUUAUAUCGCAUUCGCAUUGCUUGUUGCGGCAGUUGCUGCCAAUCCAAUCUUCCAAUCGGAGGAUGUUGGAGAGGAAUUCGUACCGAAACCGGUCAAAGAGGAGGACUGGCAAUUGGUACCGGAUUCUGAUGGAUAUAUGCAUUUAGUUGACAUAAAUAGCGUGGAUAUGGAAGCUGAACCAGCAUUCAACGCACCGACUGAUAUAAUAUUCCGGUUGUGGACAAGGCAAAAUACUGCCGCUGGACAAAUUGUCGGAUUACGUAAUCAAGCUCAGCUUGCGAGCAGUAAUUUUGUCGCUACGCGUCAAACACGGUUCCAUGCUCACGGAUGGAAUGGUGGCGGUGCGACAACUGGAGCCGCAGUUAGAAGUGCUUUCAUCAACCAAAUCGACUGUAAUGUGUUUGUCGUAGACUGGGGAGCAGGUGCCCAAACACCAAACUAUAUUUUAGCCCGUAACAGAGUCAAUGCAGCGGGAACUGUUGUCGCUGAUUACAUCAAUUGGAUCAGUUCUCAAGGAGUUCCAUUCAACAAUAUUGUGGCUGUUGGUCACUCCCUCGGCGCACAUGUUGUCAGUGCAGCUGGCAAACGGACUAAUGCACUUAUUCAAGCGGUCGUUGGUCUUGAUCCAGCCGGACCACUUUUCUCUCUCGAUGAUCCAGCUAAUCGAAUUCACUUUACCGAUGCCCAAUAUGUCGAAAGUAUUGUAACUGAUGGCGGCCGUCUAGGAUUCGAGCAUCCAGUCGCUCACGGAAAUUACUAUCCGAAUUGGGGUACAAGUCAACCAGGAUGUGGAAUUGAUAUAACUGGAAAUUGUGGACAUAGUUUGGUUAGUAACUUCUAUGCGGCUUCCAUAAAUAAUGCCAAUCAUUUCGGUGCAACAAGAUGUAGCGGUCUUCAAGCUAUUAGGGACAGAAAUUGCCCAGCAGCAGGACCAAGUGGCCGUAUGGGCGGAGAACCAGUAAACAAUAGUGGUCCAGUACCAAGUGGUUCCGUAUUUUGGUUGCCUACCACUGGUACACAUCCAUUCGCCCAAGGACCCAGAUAAAAAGUGUCGCAAAUGGAUAUGAGUAUCGCAGAUUUUAAUAAAUUUUCCGA